This is a messenger RNA of Pollicipes pollicipes, 1074 nucleotides long. Its product is annotated as coiled-coil domain-containing protein 77. The coding region runs from base 50 to 553 and encodes 167 amino acids. NCBI's taxonomy places the organism in Eukaryota, Metazoa, Arthropoda, Thecostraca, Pollicipedomorpha, Pollicipedidae. Gene Ontology annotation, cellular component: centrosome. The transcript is spliced from 4 exons. The record is from RefSeq and is a predicted model, not a curated record.
UGGGCCGGUCGGCCGGCCACCGGCGCCGCCCACCGCCACCGUGGCCGUCAUGGCACGCGGCUCCUUCCAGACGGCCUACCAGAAGCUGCGUCAGCGCGCCACCGAGCUCAUGAAUCAGCUGGAGGAUGCCAACACGAGAUGCGCCCAGUACCGUGAGCAGUGUACCCGGCUGGAGAAGUUCGUGUCGGAGGUGCGGGACGCCCGAGAGGCGGACCGGCAGGAGUUCAAGGAGCGGCUGAGUCGGAUGCGGGACUCGGUAGUCGCCAUGAAGGGCCGCUACGACGGUCUGGAGCGGCGGCGCCGCCUGGAGGCAGAGGGUUUCCGCAGCGAUGUGCGCCUACUACGCGCAGACGUGCGCGCGCUGGAGCGCAAGCUCGGCAAGCUCACCGGGCAGUUCUUCGGCGACGUCCACCAGCACGCCACCAGAGAGGUCUGGUCGCAGAUGUCGCAUAAUCUGGGCAACACGGCCAAGAUUUUGGAGGAGAUCCGGCAGUCCAAGGCGCAGAUCUACCAGCUGGAGCGGGAGCUGGCAAGCCUGUGGAACUCGCGGUGACGCCGGUGGUAAUGGUGCCUCUACACUGCCACGUCGCCUGCCGUGGUUGGCCUCGCCGCGCGCGAGCACACGCCAACAGCGCCGACCUCGCCGCUUGACCCUCGCCACACCUCACGGCCGGCGCGGGACGGACAGCGGUCGCUUGGCCCCGCGUAUCGAUCCGACGGGGUUGGCCGCCACUUGCAGAGGCAGGCUGCGACUCUACGCGCUAAUUCGGUUGGUUAUAGCGAUAGCGUGUUUAUCGGAAAUUUCUGAAGCAUGGGUCUAUCGGCACAGCGAGCUUUUCGAGACUAGGCUAUGAAGUCCACUCUGCAAAUAAUGCUUAUUUUGGGCAAUUUGGUUUAAAAGAGGCGAACACUACCGUUAUGAAAUGGACGCAAUCUUUCCGUUGGAUGGAAGCGGAACGAGAAAUGUUAUUUUUGCACCGCCAAAUUUUGUCGCAAGUGAAGCUUGUCAUUGUGUGUUUAUCAGUAUAUGCAUUGUUUCCUCUAUUCUGUUGCUUUAAUACAUUUCGUACGUGA